Molecule: messenger RNA, 1337 nt
Organism: Sphaeroforma arctica JP610
Lineage: Eukaryota; Ichthyosporea; Ichthyophonida
Exons: 7
Coding region: 12-1271 (419 amino acids)
Source: RefSeq, a predicted model, not a curated record
GUUUGUGCGAUAUGGCGGAACAUGAUUUGGUCCCCUUUUACGAUGGGCACACGGACACAAAAAUCGAGCAAGAUUUGCAAAAUUCAUAUUUGCGUACUCAGUUUAAGCGAUCACUCUACUCUGCAACCAUACGUCCGGCACUCGGUUACCUCGGGGAUGGUGUGAAUACGAUACAAGACAAGAUCCAUGAUGUGCUUUCUGGAGGCAAGGUGCACAAGAUCGCAACGGCAGACGAAACUGCCAUUUCUGCACAAGAGGCUGAAGUUUUCCUGAAGGGUCGUGCACAGCUUCGAGACGAUGGAGAAUUGUUCAAUGAGACUGUUGAUGAGAAAACACAUAAUUCAGAGAUGUUGGGCGAUGACUUAUAUGAAGAGGCAAUGUACGGAAUGGCUAUGACAACGGUUUUAGUUGAGCCGGAGCUGAACGCACAGUGUACAUGGCUAGGCCAGUUUCUGGCGACGCCGAGCGACACAGAAAUGAACAAGAAUACACAGAUCUACGUGGAUAUGCAUAUGUUUACACCUAGUGCAUCCGAUAAAUCCGCGAAAGCAAUGGCAGAAGGCCCUGGGGCAGACAUGAUGGCGUGCAUGUGGGACUGGUGUGAAGACUUUCAGGUGUCUAGGAUGUUGCGAUUAGCCUUCGACAUUGGCAGUAUAAACACACUAUGGUACCAAGUCAGCAGUGACAGCGGCAGUAGCGAGGCGGCAGUGCUCACUCUGGAAGUGCACGGCGAAAUCCAGACCAGCACCCGCAGAGUGAACUGCAAAACGACAACGAAGAACGAGUGGAGGAAAUUUGCAGGCAUGCCUAGUUGGGCGGACGCGGAAUUGUCGGCAAUUAAAUUGAUCUCACUGGGAGGAAAUUGCUCACAGGUGGAUAGGCUGGUCAGUGUACUGCUUGCCCUCGAUGUUACGCUGCGGGACAAAGUUUCGUAUGAUAGCCCACCACAACGGAACAUAAAUGAGAAAAACAGCGAAGUCGUGCGAGCGAGGAAAACGACGCCCUUAUGUGCAGCGUCGCAUACAAUCCCUCCUAGAUGUCAAUACUUGCCCACAGACGAAGUUCGCGAUGGUAUUCGUGACGAUGCAAGUGACUCGGAAAAUGAGUAUGAAUGGAGGCCGAACACUACGAAGUCUGAAAAUUCAAUGUCAGAAAUAAUGAGUAUAUUGAUGCGAGCUGGAUAUGAUCCGGAUCAGGAAUCGCCGAAAAGCUUUAUGGAGAACAGUGAUGUGAAUCCGAAUGACCUGCCAGAGGCCUGUCGAUUUAUGUAAUAUUGGAAAUGAACUCGAGCGAGUCGUUGACGACAUCUGUGAUUAAAAUCUAGAAAAUACAACCAG